Messenger RNA from Polychytrium aggregatum, 1934 nucleotides. RefSeq lists its product as uncharacterized. Lineage: Eukaryota; Fungi; Chytridiomycota; Chytridiomycetes; Polychytriales. The transcript has a single exon. The coding region runs from base 199 to 1638 and encodes 479 amino acids. The record is from RefSeq and is a predicted model, not a curated record. Gene Ontology annotation, biological process: SCF-dependent proteasomal ubiquitin-dependent protein catabolic process. Gene Ontology annotation, cellular component: SCF ubiquitin ligase complex.
CCCACACCGACUCGGACUUGGAUCGACCUGCCUCCCUGCAAGCCGCACUCGCCAGUUUCAAGCACACACCCGCCGGCACCGAGCAGCGUUACAGCCGAUAUUCGGCGACAGAGCUUGCAGCGCCGUCCGAUAUCCUACUUCCUGGAGCAUAUUCGAUCCGUCUAAUCCAGCUCAUCGGGCCUGCGACGCUCCCCACUCAUGCCCAAGGCGUCAAGAAAGAGAGCCAGUCGAACAGCACAGCACACAGAUGAGCCGAGCUCGUCUGUGCGCUCGGCGAGGCGCCAGAGGAAAUCAACCCGUCCAUCAUCGCCGCCGCUGCCAGAACCCGAGUCCGAGUGCAAAUUUCUCGCCGAUGCACCCACCGAAGCAGCGGCAGCAGCCACCCCUUCCCUUGCAGGCGUCCUCCCGCACGAUGUCCUCGAUCACAUCUUCAAGGCUGUCUCUGCCCAGGGAUCUCCCAAUGAUCUUUAUCCGGUGUUAACGGUCAAUCAACGAUGGUUUGAGUGCGCCGUGCGGUGGCUCUGGAAGGUCCCACAUCUCCAAAACCUGGGAUCCUGGUGCCGAUUGAUCAGGACGCUGUCGCUGGAGCAUCACCCAUACGACACCCGAUCGCACUCAGGCACCGAGCCACCCUUUCGGCCAUACGGACGAUACCUCCGACACCUAUCUGCCACGGCAGUCUUCGCCGACAGCGUCAACAACAGCGACCUGAUGACCAUCUCGCUGUCAUGUCCGAUGCUGCUGUCGCUGUCGCUUGAAUCAUGCUAUCAAGUCACGCAUCGGGGUAUACUGUGUAUCAUCAACCGAUGUCCGCAGCUGUCGAUGCUGGAGCUUGCUCGAGGAGGCCUGUCCCAUCAGGCACUCUCUCGACUCUUUCGGGGGCGACUCGAUUCCCUGCGAAGCCUGUCGCUCAUGCUCGAUGCCUCCGUUCGGGGCCCGCAGCUCGUCAAGGCCAUGCAAAACCUCCCGAGUCUACAAAAGGUGUACUUCCAGAACUGCUCCAUGGUCAGCGACGAGAUCAUGGAGCGCAUGAUUGCUGCCUGUCCGCAGCUGGACGAUGUCUCGUUCCUGGAUCUGCGAAGUGCCACGGACGAGGCUGUCUUUGCGAUAGCUCGCCAUCUUGGCCCGUCUCUGAAGCAAUGCACACUGGGCCUCUGUAGCAGCAUCACUGACGUCGCCAUCAUCGAACUGGCCCGCAGUUCGCCACAACUUCGGGCGCUGACGCUGGCCCUGCUGGGAAGCAUAACGGACGCUUCGCUCGAAGGUAUUGCCCAGCACCUUCCUGAACUAACUGAGCUCGGUGUCUUUUCGAUCCAAAACAUCACCAACACGGGCGUGGACUAUAUCAGUCGCCGCUGCACCGAACUGCGAUACCUGUGCCUGCUCGAGUGCACCAAUGUGACAUCAAGCGCCAUGACGCUCGUGGCCUGGUCGCUCCAGAAGCUCGAGUACCUCAACAUCACAGGGUGCUCCAUCUUCGAGGCCACGCCGGAGCUUUACCAGCUCAAGCGGCGGUGCAUUGACUUUAUCGCAGGCAACCAGGUGCACCGCAACCUGCAUCUCUAUGAGCUGAUGCUGUAUACCAAGUCAGAGUUUGGGACGAACCAUCCGGUUCGAUUCACCUUUGAAGUUGUCUGAGCACCGCACUCGCUAGAUGUGGUCUCUAUCCUCUAGCGGCGACAACUCGCAACGACCAAGUAUGUCGGUGGAGGGCUUGAGCUGCCUCUUCGUGCGAGAAAUAUAGGGCGGACAUAGCCAGUUUGGCAAAACAUCGAACCGUAUAACUGCCGGUGCGGAGGGGGCUGGCCCAAGGCGAUGCUGAAUGGCGGACGUGGAAAGCCCUCCUCUGCAUUGAUGCACCGUCUCGCACAAGGCGCCGACACUCGAUGCCCUGGAUGUCCUGGAUGGAUGUCCUGGAUGGAUGGAUGCCCUGG